AUGUCAACAUCACUUGUUGGAGUUCAACAGGCCAUGUCCCUGUAUGGUCUAUCGACUUUUUUGGUAUUCGGUACUGUUGGUAACAUACUUUUGAUCUGUAUUCUUGUUCAACGUACACAUCGACAAAAUUCUUGUUCUCUAUAUUUACUUUCGGCAACAAUUGUGAAUCUGAUUUUGAUUGAAUGCAUCCUUCCUGCUGCGGUUUUUUCUGGAAAGUAUGUUGAUCCACAAAACGUUUCAUUAACAUGGUGUAAAAUUCGCAGUUAUCUAUUCAAUGCUCUACUCAUGCUCUAUCGAUGGUAUAAAAUGGCUGCCUGUGUAGAUCGUGCAGCCAUGUGCAACCGUCGCGCAUGGAUACGAUCAUUUAGUCAAGCUCGUGUUGCUUGUCGGGUAAUACUGGGUAUAACGAUCGUUUGGCUUAUUAUUCCCAUUCAUUUGGGACUUUUCUUUCGCAUUGAGAAUGGCCGUUGUAUACCCGAAUCAGGUCUCUACGCGAAACUGUUUAGUGCUUAUUCGAUCAUUAUUUCUGGGUGGUCACCACCAAUCAUCAUGGCAAUAUUUGGUAUUAUUUCUUAUCAAAACCUGAAAAAAGUGAGAGCACGAAUUCAUUCGACACAUAUAGCAGAACAAAACACGGUAGUCAAUGUUAUAGCACCCGGAAAGCAGCGAAUGGGUAAUCGAGAUCAACAGCUAAUCAUUUUAUUGAUGUGCGAAGUUUUACUUUAUGUCAGCACAAAUCUUCUUUAUUCAAUUAAUAUAACCUAUUCCGCAAUCACAUCCAACGAUCAGAAAACUAGUGAACGUAUUCGCAUCGAAUCGUUUAUUUCAUAUUUUUCUACUCCAUUUCUAAUUAUCAUUAACAAUUGUGCACCAUUCUAUCUCUAUCUGUGUGUGUCAAGUAAAUUUCGAAAGGAUGUUAGGAAUCUUUUCAGCGCAUGUUUCUGCUGUCUUCGCCCAAAUUCAUUAAUCGCUGUGGACCCACGUUCAAAAGCAACAGCAAUGGUGGCAAUUAAUCCAGCGGCGUCAAUAUCACGCCAACAAUAA
Messenger RNA from Adineta ricciae, 1044 nucleotides. Lineage: Eukaryota; Metazoa; Rotifera; Eurotatoria; Adinetida; Adinetidae. The record is from the annotation of a GenBank genome assembly.